This is a messenger RNA of Rhizopus microsporus ATCC 52813, 498 nucleotides long. Its product is annotated as ankyrin. Lineage: Eukaryota; Fungi; Mucoromycota; Mucoromycetes; Mucorales; Rhizopodaceae. The coding region runs from base 1 to 498 and encodes 165 amino acids. Gene Ontology annotation, molecular function: protein binding. The record is from RefSeq and is a predicted model, not a curated record. The transcript has 5 exons.
AUGACUGAAGGCGCUUCGAACAAUGAGCUUUUACUGGCAUUAUGCCGAGGUGAUCAAGAAGAAGAAUUAGAAAAGUUACUCGAAGAGGGUAAUUGUAAUGUGAACUUUACAGAUGGUGCAGGCAACACAGGCGCACAUUAUGCCGCCAAGACAGGUUCUAUUGGUUGUCUUGAAGUACUUGUUAACCAUGAAGAAAUCGACUUGGAUAUCCAAAAUACCCUCGAAGGCAAUACCCCUUUACAUUUGGCUGUACAAUAUGCCAAUGAAGAUCAUGACAUGGCUGUUGCUAUGGUAGAGCUAUUGUUGGCUGCUGGAGCAGACCCAAAGAUUGCCAACCGUAAUAAAUUGACGCCUAUUCAAUUGGUUCAUCCAAAGCACGUUGAUAUCAAAAAAACAUUAGAAGAAGCCAGUGCGGCAUAUGACUUGGAUGAUGCUGAUAUUGCUCAUGAAGAUGAUGACGACUAUGGAGAUGGUUCAGCCUCUGAAGAAGAAGAAUAA